Messenger RNA from Pochonia chlamydosporia 170, 222 nucleotides. RefSeq lists its product as hypothetical. The transcript has a single exon. Lineage: Eukaryota; Fungi; Ascomycota; Sordariomycetes; Hypocreales; Clavicipitaceae. Bases 1 to 222 code for a protein of 73 amino acids. The record is from RefSeq and is a predicted model, not a curated record.
AUGGGCUCAACCGGACGCUGCGAAACUCAUGUCAGUGGAGGCACUCCAAGCAAUGUACUGAUUGUGUGGUCAAUUAUUUCAAUGUCGCGAGUGCUGCCAAGAGGCGACUCCUCCACGUGGUGUAAGUGGUUGCGGGUGGGAGCCUCCUUGGUGACAAGUAACAUCAAAUGGCGAACAAUAGACGAAACAACUGUCAAACGAGUUCGUGAACAGGCCAGGUAG